Eremomyces bilateralis CBS 781.70 is the source of this 471-nucleotide messenger RNA. RefSeq names its product ankyrin. Gene Ontology annotation, molecular function: protein binding. The annotation marks the transcript as partial. Lineage: Eukaryota; Fungi; Ascomycota; Dothideomycetes; Eremomycetales; Eremomycetaceae. The record is from RefSeq and is a predicted model, not a curated record. The transcript has a single exon.
GCAGCGAAAGAAGGAUACGCAGUGAUUACUACGCAUUUGCUUUCAACCACAAGCGUUGGAGGUAACUCGAAGGGUAACGACGGCCGAACGCCACUAUCGUGGGCCGCUGGGAAUGGGCAUGAAGAUACCGUCAAGCUGCUGCUUAAUACUGGCAAGGUCAAUGUUAACUCUAAGGAUAGAAAUUAUGGCCGGACGCCGUUGUCGUGGGCCUCUGAUAAUGGGCACGAGGCCAUUGUCAAGCUGCUGCUCGAAACGGGCCAAGUCAACAUCGACUCGAAGGACAGCUCCGGCCGGACGCCGCUGUCGUGGGCCGCUGAGAACGGGCACGAGGGCAUCGUCAAACUGCUGCUCGAGACGAGCCAAGUCGACGUCGACUGGAAGGACUGGUCCGGCCAGAUGCCGCUGUUGUGGGCCGUUGGGAACGGGCAUGAGGCGGUGGUGAAGCUCAGAAGCUGCUGCAAUCUUCUAUAG